AUGGACGCAGACCAGUACAUGGGCGCCGGGAAUGCGCUUGCGCUGGUGCCGCCCGGCACGGCCUUGAGCGUCGACAUGCUGUUCUAUGUGCUCUCGCUGUGGCCGUCGGCGCGCUCGCAGGCCACUGUCCUCCGGCUCAUCGGCGAGCUCGACGGGGAGAGCAUUGCAACGCACAUGCGCCUCAUAGUGGCGUACAUCGGCGCUGCGGGACUCAACCAAACGCUGGUGUUCGUCCGACCGGCCGUCGAGCUCGCCUUGCGCCGUAUCGAUGAGGCGUUGGCCGCCGACUUGACCAACGAGACAGCGGCCAAGGCAGUGGAAAACACAAUAACGUACCACGAUGCCCUGCUGCGCGCGCUCACGGCGUACUCGACCAAGGACGCCUACUACCGCGACGCGAGGGACCUGCCGCCGCAUGUGCAGCACCUCGUCGGUGUCGUGGUCAAGCACCUGAUCGCGUCGCUCGACUCGGUGCCAUCCAGCAGCUCGGCGGAGCAGCGGCCAUCGAUUGGGCAGCGGUCGGCGACCCUCGACGCUCUGUUCUCCCCGCGGAUGCUCGUGCCAGAGUCAGUCCCUGCGCUGAUUGCGCACUGCGAGAGCACUGGAGUGCGCAUGAAGCCUGCGUAUUGGCGCCAGGCUACGAUUAUCGCCGUGUACGGCGAGGACCACGACGCGGCGGUCGAGUAUGUGUCCAGGCUGGAGCAGGGGGAGGAGGGGCACGAGCUGGCCCAUCUGCUCAUCACGGCGCGGGUCAAGACCAACGUCACCGAGAUUAUCGAGACGCUAGUCCCGCUGCUACAGGCCGACCGUACAGAGAAAGCGGUUGCCGACAGCGAAGACGGCGGCCCGUCAACCGUCGAACGGGCGUGGUGCUUCCUCCUCUCCCGGGCAUGCGCCGACCCGGCCGUGACGUCGCAGGAGAUUGUCAACCUCGCCAACACGGUGCCCGAAUGGGCUAUCUCGGCGUUCUCGCUCACGCCGACGAUUUACGCGCUCACGGAGCGCGGCGACGUCGACACGGCGCUGGAGAUAUGGGGGGAUCUCGUGCACCGCCACAGACUCGCUGGACGCAAGAUGCGGCGGCAGCUCAUCGAUGCGGCGGCGCUCUCGGUCGGCGCGGACGCCAUGUACGCGUCUGAAGAAGAGGGAGCCGAUGACCCGCUCGCGCGGUCCAUCAAGCUCGUCGACUUCUACGCCGCCGUAGGGACACUCGCCGCGCGCGACGCGAUGAGCGACACCACCGACGCCGUGCCCCUCGACACGCAGGUACUCAACACGCUCCUGCGACUAUGCGAGCGCGCCGGCCGCCCAGGGACGGCCUUCCGGCUAUGGCAUGCCGCCCCGCUGCGUUGGGGCGUCAAGCACGAUGACAUCAGCCUGACGCUGCUGCUCAACACGGCGCGGCACAACUCGCAUGACGGCGAGCUCGACCUGUUCCGCCAGCGGCUGCGGCUGCUGCGCGACGCGCUGGGCACACAGCAUUCCGACGACGAGGUCGCGGCCGAGCCCACGACGCGCCGCGACGCCGAGUGGCGCACUGGCCCGUCGACGGUCCUCAUCGACGGCCCGCGGUAUACCUGGCGUGACGAGCACGGCUCUGUGCGCCCCCACGAGAAGGCGCGUGCGGUGUUCCGCGACGUCGUGCUGGGCAACUGGCCUUCGCUGUUGUCCGUCCGCUCGCCGCUCGACCACCCGACGGGCGCGUUCGCCACCUUCUCAGGCUUCAUCUCGCCGCCGUCCGCGCUCGCAGCAGACGACGGCGAGCACCCGCACCCCCCGCCGUCGGGCGACGCAAAGUAUCCGCACAUCAUCCCGACGCAGGCCAGCUGGAACUCGUACGUCGGCCUGCUGGGCGGGUUUGACCGCGUACCCGAGAUCCCCGCGGCCCUCGCGUGGAUGCGCGCGCUCGCCACCCCGCCAUGGCGCCAGACAAUGGCCGUGGCGCUCAUGCAUAUCGGCGAGCACGAGGGCCCGCGCCGCCGCGUCCGCUGGGCGUCGGGCGAGACGGCCCUCGCGCGCGACGAAGAGAUUAUGCGCGCGUGGCUGGUUGAGUGGCUUGGUGAAGACGCCGUGCCGACCGAGGAGGAGGUCGCAGAGUAUCGCCGCGCGAGGACGAGCCAGCCGUUGACGAGCUAG
Messenger RNA from Vanrija pseudolonga, 2136 nucleotides. RefSeq lists its product as uncharacterized. The record is from RefSeq and is a predicted model, not a curated record. Lineage: Eukaryota; Fungi; Basidiomycota; Tremellomycetes; Trichosporonales; Trichosporonaceae. The transcript has a single exon. Gene Ontology annotation, molecular function: protein binding. Bases 1 to 2136 code for a protein of 711 amino acids.